AUGCAAACAACUUCAUAUCAUCAUUCAUCAUAUGAUUAUAAUACAUUUUCAACAUUUUUACCAACAACAUCAAAUACAUAUCCGUCUUAUUAUCCAAAUCAUUAUAGAUCACCACCAAAUUUAUCAACAAAAAUUGAACAUGAUGAUUCAUCAAAUUCUAGUCUAACACCGCCAUUACCACCACCAUCAAAAACUUUACUGCUACCUCCACCACCUCCACCACCACCACCACCAACAACAACAACAACAAAUAAUUCUCUUUCUCAUAUACCAAUUGUUCUUCAAUUAUCUUCAAAUAAUACAGAACAAGCAUUAAUAUUAACAAUUGAUCAAUUAGCUUGUGUAUGUGAAGCUAUACAACAAAGUGGUAAAAUUGAUAAAUUAAUUAAACUUUUACAAUUAUUACCACAAAAAUCUUCAUCACCAAAUGCAGCAUUAAUACAUCAACAUGAUAGUGUUUUAAAAGCACGUGCUAUUAUACUUUAUUAUCAAUCAAAAUUUCGUGAAUUAUAUUGUUUAUUAGAAACACAUACAUUUGAUAUAUAUUAUCAUACAGAAUUACAACAAUUAUGGUAUAAAGGACAUUAUAUGGAAGCACAAAAAAUACGUGGUCGUCCAUUAGGUGCUGUUGAUAAAUAUCGUAUAAGACGAAAAUAUCCAUUACCAAAAUCUAUAUGGGAUGGUGAAGAAACAAUUUACUGUUUUAAAGAAAAAUCUCGUCAAGCAUUAAAAGAAUGUUAUAAAUUAAAUCGUUAUCCAACACCUGAUGAAAAACGUUUAUUAGCAAAAAAAACUGGUUUAACAUUAACACAAGUUAGUAAUUGGUUUAAAAAUCGUCGACAACGAGAUCGUACACCACGAAUACAAGAUUGUCAAGAUCUUCAAACAUCAUUAUUAAAUCAAGCAGCAUAUUUUGCUACAGGUUCAGUUUAUUCUCAUGGUUUAUUUAAUAGUGGUACAUCAUCAUCAUCGUCAAAUUUUUCAUAUUCAACACCAACACAAAAUAAUUCAACAUUUCUACAUUAUCAAUCUUAA
Messenger RNA from Rotaria sordida, 1035 nucleotides. The record is from the annotation of a GenBank genome assembly. NCBI's taxonomy places the organism in Eukaryota, Metazoa, Rotifera, Eurotatoria, Philodinida, Philodinidae.